AUGACGACUGAGGAAGACAGCGGCGGAUUCGAUGCUGAAGAUCCAUCAUACCGUGCAUGCUACGUCUUCCGUCCUGCAGCUGCGGAGGGCAACAUCAGCGAUAACCGACCUCGAAAGAAGCGGAAGAUCGAUAAUAGCGAUGCGCCAACUUCGGGAGAGCACUGGCCCAGACUUUGCAACGGCGAGGAAUCUCAGGCUCUCGUUGACGUACGACAAGCAUCAUUCAACAACAUUUGGACCAAGCUGGAGCCGAAGCUGGAAGAGAUAGCCGACGAAGUGGAUGAGACAUCGCUGAAGCGGCUUGACGAGUAUAUCGAGCGUCCAGUCAUCAGGCACGACAAGCUGCACAGCGCCAUCGUUGUCGGCGGGACUGAUGCAAACGCCUUGCGAGGCUUCCUCGGCCGGCGAAAAGAGACGAGACCUCAUACUAUACACUGUGAACUGCAAGCUACACAAGCUUCGAACUUGCAAAUCGCUCUUAAGAGCGUGAUCAAGGAUGCAAUCGUCUCACACGGUGGACAAAAAGCCUACAUCGCGCAUCUGGCCAAGCACAAAAGAGCGAUUCCCAUGCUGUUCGACCUAGAACUGCUCCAGAUAUACAUGGAAGAGCAUGGCUUACAUAAUGUCGUGCUUGGGAUCACAAAUGCCGAGAUGUUUGAUCUGAAUGUGCUGUCCGAACUUAUCUCACAGCUCGAGUCGUGGAGGGAUAGACUUUCGUUCUCAAUCGUCCUGAGUCUCGUUACCACUGUCAGCUUGUUCGAAAGCCGCAUGUCCCGAUCGGUUAUGAGACUACUUGAUACUGAAGUCUUCUCGUUGGCUUCAAGCAGGGAUAAGUUCUUCGAUAUUUUCUCGGCAGCACAGCUCGCGCGACAUGGCGAGGAACCUGAGUACUUGCAGCCGCUGUUCGCGCCCAGUGUGACAAGAAAUCUGUUCGAGAUGGCGCAAGACCAGUCUGUCUCUACACACGCUUUCAUUCAGGCCAUCAAGUACUGUUUUGCGAGCCACUACUUUGCCAAUUCAAUUACAGCCGCUUUGUCAGACGUCAGCCACAUAGAUGAUGCGCACAGCCUCUGUGAAGGUAUCCGAAACACAAGAUCUUUCCAAGAGCACUGCACGAACCUCCUUGACAAAGGCGGCCAGUCCACGCCUGUACAUCAAUUACUGAGCUCGGACUCGGAGCUGAUUGCAUACACUUCAGCAAGGCUCAUAGAAGCACGCUCGGCUUAUAUGGAGGAAGCACGGUUGCUACAGGUCAUCGCCGUGGUUUGCCACCAUCUUGACAUGUCCCGAAGCCUGUCCAAACAUUAUUAUCAGGUCAUUGCGGAGUACCGGAAAGAUGAUCUCGAGGCAUCGACAAUUCACGAGCUCGUUUCAACAAAGCUGCCAAUGCUGUCCGAAGCGUCGAUGCAAACACUGCUGCACAGUAUCACUCCCUUGGCAUCAGACUUGCAAGACGUCAAUCUACGAAACUUGGGUAGCACGCAGCUGCUGCCAAUGCACCUUCUCUCCACGUUGAGGACUGCCAUGAAAUCACUGAAGCCAGCUACAAGCCGCUACCUGUCGGAAGCACUUCUUAUCACGAGGACGCAACUCUCGAGCAACUUUCUUGCUCGACCGCGAUCCACAAUCUUUCGGGCCCUGGCGGCGCCAAUUGACUAUCUUGGUUGCGAGUGCUGCACGUCUUCGUCAAGCAAUAAAGGGAAAGAGGGAGUUUCGAUUCUGUAUCAGCUACUCGAGGAAGCUGGACGUGAAGUGAAUGUGAUGGACCUGUGGAGUACGUUUCACGACAACUUUUUAUCGUCCACCAUUGAGCAGGACCCGGUCGCUUCCUUGAGCAAAUCGACCUCAAGUCGUGGAGCCAAAAGCAAGCCUCAAGUGGUUUCUCAGACAAAUGGAACGAACACACCUGCGAAGUUGAAAGGCAGAGCCAAGAACGCCACAUCAGAUGCCAGUAGCAACGCGGACACAGAUGAAGGCCAAGCGCAGGAACGCGCAUCUCUCGCGCACUUCUAUAUAGCCUUAGCUACGCUGAAGUAUCUGGGCCUGGUCAAGUCUACUAGCGACCGACGAUUGAACAAAGGCGUUGAGGUGCUCAGCAAAGUUGCCUGGCAAGGGCUAUGA
Messenger RNA from Cyphellophora attinorum, 2121 nucleotides. RefSeq lists its product as uncharacterized. Gene Ontology annotation, molecular function: DNA replication origin binding. The coding region runs from base 1 to 2121 and encodes 706 amino acids. The record is from RefSeq and is a predicted model, not a curated record. NCBI's taxonomy places the organism in Eukaryota, Fungi, Ascomycota, Eurotiomycetes, Chaetothyriales, Cyphellophoraceae. Gene Ontology annotation, biological process: DNA replication; DNA replication initiation. Gene Ontology annotation, cellular component: DNA replication preinitiation complex; nuclear pre-replicative complex; nuclear origin of replication recognition complex. The transcript has a single exon.